UAUGUAAAUCUAUGUAAAUCACCCUCCAGCUUCGGGGAGGGAGCUGGCGAACCACCUCGCGGAAGGUGGCCGUCUUCACCUUCCAGGAGGCGUCUGGCCACGCCUCUUCCCAUGCCCUGCUGGACCUGGAGUACCUCUUCAGGUGCAGCAGCAAGCCAGGUGCCGGCGUCAUGCAGGUCAAAAUCUGCGUGGCGCUGCGCUGCGGCGGGAAACGUGUGGCCCGCGCCGACCUGGAAGAGUUUCUCGGCCAGCUGACGCGUGGUGGCCGCCUGGACUCUUUCUUCCUGUAUAUACACGAAGAAAAAGUCGCCCUCCUGCAGGCCAAUCAGCCAAUUACGGACCCAGGUACGGAAUGGCUUUUUGAGGGAGAGUCACGAGGCACACACACAAUGGUUAAGGCUGCGACUCUUGAAGAAAAUGAUGAUACUAACGAAUUGGAAGACUAUACUGACGAACACUACGAAGAAAGGAAGGCUUACCUCGAAAAGGUAUUCUCCGUUGAGGAUGAAGAUGAUAUUGACGAACAGAAAGACAGCAAUGAAGACAACUACAAAGAAUGGGAGGCUUACCUCAAAAAGGUAUUCUCCGUUGAGGAUGAAGAUGAUAUCGACGAAAUGGAAGACAGCAAUGAAGCCAACUACAAAGAAUGGAAGGCUUAUCUGGAAAAGGUAUUCUCCGUUGAUGAUGAUGAUGAUGGUGAUGCAGACGAGGUGACCUCCGAGUUGCGGGAAGCCUCCGAUGCUGGAAAUGAAGGAGCAGACGAGGUGACCUCCGAGUUGCGGGAAGCCUCCGAUGCAGGGAAUGAAGGAGCAGACGAGGUGACCUCCGAGUUGCGGGAAGCCUCCGAUGCUGGAAAUGAAGGAGCAGAAGAGGUGACCUCCGAGUUGCGGGAAGCCUCCGAUGCUGGAAAUGAAGGAGCAGACGAGGUGACCUCCGAGUUGCGGGAAGCCUCCGAUGCUGGAAAUGAAGGAGCAGACGAGGUGACCUCCGAGUUGCGGGAAGCCUCCGAUGCUGGAAAUGAAGGAGCAGACGAGGUGACCUCCGAGUUGCGGGAAGCCUCCGAUGCUGGAAAUGAAGGAGCAGACGAGGUGACCUCCGAGUUGCGGGAAGCCUCCGAUGCUGGAAAUGAAGGAGCAGACGAGGUGACCUCCGAGUUGCGGGAAGCCUCCGAUGCAGGGAAUGAAGGAGCAGACGAGGUGACCUCCGAGUUGCGGGAAGCCUCCGAUGCAGGGAAUGAAGGAGCAGACGAGGUGACCUCCGAGUUGCGGGAAGCCUCCGAUGCAGGGAAUGAAGGAGCAGACGAGGUGACCUCCGAGUUGCGGGAAGCCUCCGAUGCAGGGAAUGAAGGAGCAGAAGAGGUGACCUCCGAGUUGCGGGAAGCCUCCGAUGCAGGGAAUGAAGGAGCAGACGAGGUGACCUCCGAGUUGCGGGAAGCCUCCGAUGCAGGGAAUGAAGGAGCAGACGAGGUGACCUCCGAGUUGCGGGAAGCCUCCGAUGCAGGGAAUGAAGGAGCAGACGAGGUGACCUCCGAGUUGCGGGAAGCCUCCGAUGCAGGGAAUGAAGGAGCAGACGAGGUGACCUCCGAGUUGCGGGAAGCCUCCGAUGCAGGGAAUGAAGGAGCAGACGAGGUGACCUCCGAGUUGCGGGAAGCCUCCGAUGCUGGAAAUGAAGGAGCAGACGAGGUGACCUCCGAGUUGCGGGAAGCCUCCGAUGCAGGGAAUGAAGGAGCACGUGAAGCAACGUCUGCAGACCAGGAAGUUCCCCAUCAAGGCGAGUCAUCUGCACCAGUGGCCGUCUCUGCCACCCCCGCCACUGCCUCUCACGCUUACCGCAGCCUGGCUGUGCCUCAUAGAUUCAUCAGCCGCCUUGCAGGCCCCGAGGACCGCCACCUCGAGGAUCUGCGGCGGAGCUAUGGGGUACAAAUCGCGCGGAUUAAGCGAACCCUUCAUGUGAAGGGCCACAGAGACUCAGUUCUGCAGUGCCACAACUUCAUUCGUGCCAAAAUAGCAGAGUGGCGGAGGUGCGAGACCGCUGAGGCUCAUUAAGCGACCUACAAUGCUUAUGACCUCUGUGAAGGAAAAGGUUCUGGAAACGAGGCGACUUCCGAGUUGCGGGAAGCCUCUGUGAAGGAAAAGGUGCUGGCGAAGAGGUGACCCCCGAGUUGCGGGAAGCCUCUGUGAAGGAAAUGGUGCUGGCGAAGAGGUGACCUCCGAGUUGCGGGAAGCCUCUGGUGUAUAUAUCUUAUCUUAUCGUUUCUGAUUA
Messenger RNA from Eriocheir sinensis (Chinese mitten crab), 2262 nucleotides. RefSeq lists its product as uncharacterized. Gene Ontology annotation, molecular function: RNA binding. The record is from RefSeq and is a predicted model, not a curated record. The transcript is spliced from 10 exons. The coding region runs from base 171 to 2045 and encodes 624 amino acids. NCBI's taxonomy places the organism in Eukaryota, Metazoa, Arthropoda, Malacostraca, Decapoda, Varunidae.